Messenger RNA from Capsicum annuum, 408 nucleotides. RefSeq lists its product as uncharacterized. Lineage: Eukaryota; Viridiplantae; Streptophyta; Magnoliopsida; Solanales; Solanaceae. The coding region runs from base 1 to 408 and encodes 135 amino acids. The transcript is spliced from 2 exons. The record is from RefSeq and is a predicted model, not a curated record. Gene Ontology annotation, cellular component: nucleus. Gene Ontology annotation, biological process: chromatin remodeling.
AUGUCUGAGGGAGCUAGGGCUGGGGUAAUUAUUGGGGUGGGGGAAGAGGGGAGGGCUGGUUUGGGGGUGGGCGAAAAAGAGAGGGCUGGUUUGGGACUGGGGACAAAGUAUGGUGUUAGUGUUUAUGAGCCGCAGGUAGGCUUGGACGGGGAGGAGAAGAAUCGGUUUUGGGAGGCUUUGGACAAGGUGGUUAGAUGUGUUCCUAGCUCUGAGAAGAUUAUUGUAGAUGGCGAUUUCAAUGGUCACAUCGGGGUAUUAUCGGGAGGCUAUGGCGAUGUGCAUAGGUUUUAUGGUUUUGGGGAUAGGAAUGAAGAGAGAUUUGUUAUGCCGGAUUUUGCAAGGGCCUUCGGAAUGGUGGUAGUGAAUUCGAGCUUUUCAAAGAAGGAGGAUAACCUGGUCACUUCCUGA